Molecule: messenger RNA, 2502 nt
Organism: Macrosiphum euphorbiae (potato aphid)
Lineage: Eukaryota; Metazoa; Arthropoda; Insecta; Hemiptera; Aphididae
Source: the annotation of a GenBank genome assembly
AUGGACUAUAAUAGUAUUGAUGAUGAUGAUGUUGAAAAAUUACGUCUAGCUGCACUUAUGACAUUCAAAAAAAAAUCUAAUUUGCCAAUUAAUGCAAUAAGUAGUACAUCUGGAGAAUUUAAUAAAUUUGCAAAUGGUAACUCCUAUAAUAAUCCUGCAAGAAGUAAUAAUAGAGGACGCUGCUUUCCGGUGCCAAAUAGAUCAUAUAAUAAACGCACAUAUGCUAAUGUUGGUUUUCGAAGACCAACUCAUGCAAACAACAAUUUAAUUGCAAUUAUACCAAUGGAUAGUGAAGGUGAUUCGCUAAAUGAUUCAAUAUCCAGGAAUUCAAAACUCACGUACACUUCCGAUUCCACCAAAUUAACCAAUUUUCAGAAUUUAAACAAUGAAGUUUCUACAAAAUUUAGCAGAUUAGAAAAUGAAUCUGGUUCUGAAGAAAGUGAUGAUAGUGAAGCAGAAGAUGGAAAAAACGAUUCAGAUGAUGGAGAUGUCUUAUUAUUGGGCGAAGAAGAUGAAGAUUUAGAUGAUCUUGAUAAACUAAUGGAUAUUAUGGAGGCUGAAAUUGCUGGUGGUGAUGUUAAAUCAUCUAAAAAAGAAAAGAAAAGUUUAAAACAUAAAAAUAAAAAAGAUAAGGGUACACUAAAAAAUAAAUUGGAUGCCAAGACUAAAAUGGAUGAACUUCCUAUACCCAUAAAUCAACCCAAGAUUAUUGCAGAUUCCAAACCUUUGUUAAAUCCACCUGAAGAAGAAUUAGAAUCUAUAAAAACUUUAGAAGAAAUUAGAAACUCUUCAUCACAAUCUAGUUUGUUGAAAUCACGUGUACCUUUGAGAUCUCCAUCUCCGCCUCUUAGAAAAAGAUCAAUGUCUCCUUACAGUAAACUUCAAAAAAGGUCACCAUUGUCCAGAUCACCACGAAGAAGAUCUCCUUCUCUAGACAGAUAUAGAUAUUCACCACUACGAUCAAGGCCCUAUCGUAGGUCAUUAUCACCAAGAAGAUCACCUAGACGUCUGUCACCAUUAAGGGAAAAAAAUCUUUCUCCUAGACGAUAUUCACCUCUUAAAUCUCGUUAUCCUUACCGUUCACCAUCUCCAAGAAGAAGGCGUAGAUCUGUAUCGCGGGAUUUAUCACCUAGUAGAAGACGGUUAUCACCAUUAAGGAGAAGAAGUAGAUCUCCACUAAAAAUUAAAUCAAAAUCUAGAUCACCUAAGAUGAGACCAGCUGUUAGAAGAAGAUCACCUAGUCCAUUAAAAAAAGUGAUAAGGUCAAGACCAAUAUCUCCUCCUAAUAUUCGCCGUAAAGAUAAUAAAAUUAUGGAUGAUGAUCACUUAAAGAAAAGAGAAAAAAUUAAAUCUGUCGAUAAUCAAGUUGAAUCAAGGCCAAUAGAUCCGGUUUUAGAAGCAAGAAAAAGAAAAUUUGAGUCCAACAAGCCAAUUGAACCAACCAGUAAAAAAAUUAUUUUGAAAAAAUCCAAUUCCGUUCAAGUAGCAAUUCAGACUGAAAAUAAAGAAACUCAAAAUGAAAAGAAAGAACCAGAAAUAAAACCAAAAACUACUCAUUUAAUAAAGAAAGUAAAAAAAGUUGCACAUUCCUUCCAGGUUCCAAAAAAUAUUAGCAUAAAAAUGAAUAAUGAUUUGGAAACUGUACAUUUACGAAGAGUUGUAAAACUUAAUACUUCUUCAGACAAAAUUUGUAAUAAAAAGCGACCCAGGAUCGUGUUUGGACAUGAAGAAAAAAAUGAAGCCCUUAUUGAAGAAGUUGAUAAUUUUGAUAAACAUAAUGAGAAUAUUGCUAAACCAAAUAGCACUGUAACAAAAGUAUUACAUUCUGAAGCAGUGGAAGUAUCUAGUACAUCAGAAGAAGAGUUAUCAGAAGAAGAAGUAUCUGAGGAGGAAGUAUCUGAAGAAAAUGUAGAUGAAGAAAGUGAAAAAGAAGAUGGACAAAACUCCAGUGAUAGUUGCGAGGAAUAUAUUGAAGAGGAGGAGGAAGAAGAAGAAGAGAUUGAAGAUAAUCAACAGGGAGUUGAUGAUCAAAAAGAAUCCUUGCAGCGUAAUGAUACAGUUGAUCUUAGAACAGAACUAAAACGAAGAAGAGCCCUUCGAUUAAAUAUGAUUCAAGUGGAAGUAAAGAAGAAACCAGAUUCAUUUUAUCCUGCACGGUUAUUACAGUCAGCCAUAAGAGGUGUUGUUGGUUCAAGCAGUACUAAUGAAGUUAAAAGAAAAAAACAUUCGAAAAUACCAGAAAUUAGCAUAAAAACAGAAGGUAACUCAGAGGGACGAAGAGUAAUUGUAAUGAAUCGAGACAAAACAAGGACUGACAAUGUUCAUGAAGAUUAUAAUGAUGCAGUAGAAUCGUAUGCAAGUGUCAAACGUCUAAAGGGUAAAUUAAAGAAAGGACCGGCACGUUUGAGAACAACAGGUGUUAAUAACGAUAACACAAAUCAAAAAGGACUAAGGAAGAUCAUAAAGCGUAACAUUAAUGUUACAAAUUUCGAUCAGAUGUAG